GAUGUCUCAGUUUCAUCUUGCAGUAACAGUUCUUCGUUACUGAGCAGUAAUCGUGGAGUAAAACUUAAAUGGGAAUCGACCCCCAUUGAAGCAAGUCUUCUGCUGGUGGUUCUCACUUUUGAGGCUUUAAUCAGUAUUUGAUUAGCUUUCGCUGUAAAAAGAUACGAGUCUGAAUCCACAUCGGAACGUUUGCUUAGAAAGUAACAAUGAGUUGUCCGAUGCGCAAUGGCGAUAGCGAUGGCUCGAUUAGUGAUCCCUUGGGAACAGAUGCUGGGAUGGUAUACGGGGAAUACUUGAUGCUGGAUAAAAUUUUAUCUGCUCAACGAAUGUUGUCGGUUCAGAAUAAUAAACCAGUUCACGACGAACAUUUGUUUAUUAUAACACAUCAAGCGUAUGAGUUAUGGUUCAGGCAGAUCAUCUUCGAAUUAGACUCCGUGCGCGAUCUUCUCAAUUCAGAAACAAUCGAGGAAUCGAAAACAUUGGAAAUCCUUAAGAGACUGAAUCGAAUUGUCCUCAUUUUGAAGUUACUCGUCGACCAGGUUCCUAUCUUAGAGACAAUGACACCAUUGGAUUUUAUGGAUUUUCGUAACUACUUAUCGCCUGCUUCAGGCUUCCAAAGUCUACAGUUUCGAUUGAUGGAAAAUAAAUUGGGUGUGAAGACAGAACAUAGGGUGAAGUACAACCAAAGGUACACACAUGUCUUCGGGACUGAUGCAGAUGCCAUUGAGGCCAUCGUCUCCUCCGAAAGUGAGCCAUCGCUCUCGGAUUUAGUACAAAAGUGGCUGGAACGGACUCCCGGGCUGGAAUCCGAUGGCUUCAAUUUUUGGGAGAAGUUCCAAAAGAGCGUUAAUGAUUUCUUGGAUGAGCAGGAAAGAAUGGCUAUGCACGAGAAAAUGGAGGCAGCUAGAAACUAUCGACUGAUGGAUAUCGAGAAACGCAGGGAUGUGUACAGAUCUAUAUUCGACCCGAGCGUCCAUGAAGCUCUAGUGAGGCGCGGAGAGAGGCGGUUUACAUACAAAGCAUUACAAGGUGCUAUUAUGAUUACCUUCUACCGAGAUGAGCCAAGAUUUAGUCAACCCCAUCAACUGCUGACUCUGCUCAUGGAUAUCGACUCCCUUAUUACAAAAUGGAGAUAUAAUCAUGUCAUGAUGGUCCAAAGAAUGAUCGGAUCGCAACAAUUGGGAACGGGUGGAUCAUCGGGCUACCAAUACCUACGUUCAACACUAAGCGACCGGUACAAAGUCUUCUUGGAUUUAUUUAAUCUUUCUACUUUCCUGAUACCACGCCAUGCAAUUCCACCACUCAACGAUAAUAUGCGAGACAAACUCAACGUUAUAUACGGUCUGUCGUCUGAAAAGGCUAAUCAUGACGGCAGCGCCACCAGCAAUGGAAAAAACUGAAAGAAUUCAUAUGGAUUUCUUGUUGUCAAUAUAUUAAUUAAAUUUAAUUUCAUCGUAAAUUAUAGAAUAAAGUAUAUUUCCUUGUCGGAACACUCUUAAUAC
Messenger RNA from Hermetia illucens (black soldier fly), 1502 nucleotides. It is a transcript of the gene vermilion, whose product is annotated as tryptophan 2,3-dioxygenase. The record is from RefSeq and is a predicted model, not a curated record. Bases 207 to 1400 code for a protein of 397 amino acids. The transcript has 7 exons. NCBI's taxonomy places the organism in Eukaryota, Metazoa, Arthropoda, Insecta, Diptera, Stratiomyidae. Gene Ontology annotation, molecular function: L-tryptophan 2,3-dioxygenase activity; metal ion binding; heme binding.